Molecule: messenger RNA, 1776 nt
Organism: Hyphopichia burtonii NRRL Y-1933
Lineage: Eukaryota; Fungi; Ascomycota; Pichiomycetes; Serinales; Debaryomycetaceae
Product: 17-beta-hydroxysteroid dehydrogenase-like protein
Exons: 1
Coding region: 130-1635 (501 amino acids)
Biological process (GO): glucan catabolic process
Cellular component (GO): extracellular region; cell surface
Molecular function (GO): glucan endo-1,6-beta-glucosidase activity
Source: RefSeq, a predicted model, not a curated record
CUUCCACUCCUUGAAAGGCAUUAGAAUCGAUAUAUAAACCAAUUGAGUUUCCUCAGUUUUGAAAUCGCUUGAUCUUAUACUGUUUUUUAUCUUUUCAUUGAAUUUGGUACCAAUUGCAACCUUUUUAUAAUGUUUUCCAAACUUAAAAUUAAAAGUAGAGCUUCCGAGUUACCAGCCGCAGAUCCACCAAUUAACGAGGGUCAACCUCCCACCAAGAGACAAAUAUACCAAUCCCGUCAUAAUUUUGGGGUCAAUAUUGGUUCGUGUUUUGUGAAUGAAAAAUGGAUUUUUGAUGAAAUUUUUAUUGAUGAUACUGAAUUUGAAUUGGAAGCUGCUAAAAAAUCGGUCAAGAAAUUAGGCAAGGAUGGAGCAAGAGAGAAAUUUGAAAAUCACUGGCAAGGUUUUAUGUCUGACGAUGAUUGGAGUUGGUUGAAAGAUCAUCAAGUCACUGCCGUUAGAGUACCUUUGGGUUAUUGGCAAAUUGACGGAGGGAAGUUUGCUGAUGAUACUAAGUUUGAAAAAUAUACAAAGGUAUAUGCUAAUGCUUGGAACAUUUUCAAAUCACAUUUUGUUGAAAAAGCCGCAGAACACGAUAUCGGGGUCUUAGUCGAUAUCCAUGGUUUACCAGGUGGUGCAAAUGGUGCUGACCAUAGUGGUGAAAAGAAUGGUGGCUCAGCCGAUUUUUGGGAAGAUUUCUCUGCUCAGGUACAAAUGACUGAAGCUUUCAAAUUCAUUGCUCAAGAUUUGGCUGAUUAUGAGAAUAUUAUAGGAAUUCAAAUUGUUAAUGAAUCCGAAUGGUCGGAUGAUGCUAAAAGACAAAAACAAUAUUACUCUGCCUCAAUAAAAGAAAUCCGUGAAGUUGAUAGACAAAUUCCAAUUAUAAUAUCUGAUGGUUGGAAUCCUCACCAAUGGGUCCAUUGGGUUCAAGAAAAACAAAAUAGCAUUGGUUAUUUAGGAGUUGUUGUUGACCACCAUGUUUAUAGAUGUUUCUCUGACGAUGAUAAAAAUAAAGCACCAGAACAAAUCAUUGGUGAUUUACAAGGUGACAUUCUAACAAAUCUCAAUGACAAUGGUAGAGGUGUCGACUUUAUGGUUGGUGAAUAUUCAUGUGUUUUGGACGGUCAAUCUUGGGACAAAAAUGGUGCUAAUGAUAGAAGAGACCAGUUGGUAAUUGAUUACGGUAAUCACCAACUUCGUCAUAUUUCUGAAAGGGCCGGUUAUGGUUCAUUUUUCUGGACUUACAAAUUCAAAAGUGGUAAUGGUGGUGAAUGGGAUUUCAAAACUAUGACUGACAAAGGUGCAAUUAGACCUCCUUAUAAUAGUCAAGGUGAUGAGCCAGAUCAAGGUAAGUUUGAAGAAGUUUCGCGUGAUGCUUACCACUCUCACUGUAAUUAUUGGAAUAGUACCGAUCCUAAUGAACAUUUCGAACACGAAAGAUACUGGGAUGGGUUCACUAAUGCUUGGGCUGACUCAAUGGAAUUUCAUAAAUUCAAUGGUUCGAUCAUUGGAAGAAACCAGGCUUUCAAAUUGGCAAGAUUAGAAGAACACAAGAAAACUAAAGGUGAACUGAAGCACCUUUGGGAAUUCGAACAAGGUUAUGAUGCUGGUUUGAAAGAAUUUCGUAAUGCUUUGUAGAAUAUCUUAUCUGGUUAACGUUUAAAUUCUUAUACUUCAUCUUAUAGUCUCUUGUAGCAGCCAAAUCUUUAUGAUGUACGGGUGUUGUUCCCGCACCUAAUUUUAAACUAAGACAAAAACUGUAUAACUAAUCGAAUUGCC